Molecule: messenger RNA, 2428 nt
Organism: Benincasa hispida (wax gourd)
Lineage: Eukaryota; Viridiplantae; Streptophyta; Magnoliopsida; Cucurbitales; Cucurbitaceae
Product: bZIP transcription factor 29-like
Biological process (GO): regulation of DNA-templated transcription
Cellular component (GO): nucleus
Molecular function (GO): DNA-binding transcription factor activity
Source: RefSeq, a predicted model, not a curated record
UCGGUGUACCACCAGGAGGAAGGUCGUCAUCGUCACCGUGAGAGAGAGAAAUUUUAGAGAGAGAAAUCGCCGGCGUUCUCUCGGGAUUCCCGCCGGGAAAUUAGUUUAAAGUUCUGGCGCUGGUUUUUGACCGGAAGUGCUUCAUCUUCUAGAAAUGGCAGGGAAUAAAGACUGAAAGCCUUGCUGUUCCUUCGAAACGUCGCUGGCUUUCUUCUGUGGACGCCAUUGUUGAGUUUCUUAUUACUGGCUAGGAGAUUGAAUGGAUGAUUGUUUGUGCUUGUGAUUGGAAUUCAAUUUGCGUAGCUGUGUGAAGUGGUGAUUUAGGUUUUUUAUUUCCUGUUUUGAGCAUUAUCGUCCUAGUGUUUGCGGUGAAAUGGGUGAUACUGAAGAUGCUCGUACUGAUAACUUACGAAAUCUUCAAUGUUCGUUUGGAACAUCUUCCUCUUCUGCUUUAAAGCAUCAUUUCUCUAUGGAUCAACUGAAAAUUUCUCAAAUGAACUGCUCACAAAGCCGUCCACAGCAUUUUCAGUCGAAUUUUCUUGGAGAUAAUAAUAGAAGAAUUGGGAUACCUCCUUGUCCCAACUCACCGCAGAUCCCACCAAUCUCACCGUAUUCUCAGAUCCCGGUAUCGCGUCCGAUGAACCAGCAGAGCUAUAACUCAGUUCCUACUCAUUCUCGAUCGUUAUCUCAGCCUUCUUUUUUCUCUCUCGAUUCCUUGCCCCCUUUAAGUCCGUCUCCAUUUCGUGACUCCCCAUCUACAUCGAAUUCAGAUCAGGUUUCUGCUGACACAUCAAUGGAGGAUAGGGAUGCCAGUUCACAUUCUUUGUUGCCUCCUUCACCUUAUACGAGGGCCAAUUCUUCGAAGAUGGGUGAUGCUUUACCUCCUCGUAAAGCUCAUAGGCGGUCUAACAGUGAUAUUCCAUUUGGAUUAUCUUCGAUGAUUCAGUCAUCUCCUCUUCUUCCUUUUAGUGGCUCAAGUGGAUUGGAGCGAUCAACAAGUAGUAAAGAGAAUGCUAGCAUAUUUAAGCCGGCCAGUCAGUUUGUUAAAAGAGAACAUAGUUUGGAGAAAAGCAUUGACAACAAUUUGGAAGGAAUGGGUGAAAAGAAGUCCGAAGGGGACACUGUGGAUGAUUUGUUCACUGCUUAUAUGAAUCUGGAUAAUAUUGAUUUGUUCAACUCCUCUGGGAUGAACGACAAGAAUGGUCAUGAGAAUCGGGAGGAUUUGGAUAGUAGAGGCAGUGGAACAAAGACAGGGGGUGAGAGCAGUGAUAAUGAAGCAGAAAGCAGUGUGAACGAAAGUGGGGAUAACUCUCAAAUGCCUGGAUUGGAUUCGUCUGCUGAGAAGAGGGAAGGGAUUAAACGGACUGCAGGGGGAGAUAUUGCUCCUAAUAACAGACAUUACCGGAGUGUCUCCAUGGAUAGUUUCAUGGGGAAGUUGCAGUUUGGUGAAGAGUCACCCAAAAUGCCUCCUACACCGCCUGGCAUUCGUCCAGGGCAACUUUCUUCGAACAACUUAGUUGAUGGUAAUUCAACUCCAUUCAGCUUGGAGUUUGGUAAUGGUGAGUUCAGUGGGGCUGAACUGAAGAAAAUUAUGGCAAAUGACAAACUUGCCGAGAUUGCACUAACUGAUCCCAAGCGUGCAAAGAGGAUCUUGGCAAACCGUCAAUCUGCUGCUCGAUCAAAAGAACGAAAAAUGCGGUAUAUAUCUGAAUUGGAACACAAGGUUCAGACGCUUCAGACAGAAGCUACCACGCUGUCUGCCCAACUCACACUUCUGCAGCGUGACUCAGUUGGACUUACAAACCAGAAUAAUGAGCUGAAGUUCCGUCUCCAAGCCAUGGAACAGCAAGCACAACUUCGAGAUGCUCUAAAUGAAGCGUUAACUGCGGAGGUUCAGAGAUUGAAGCUCGCUACAACCGAUAUAAAUGCGCAAUCUCAUCCCUCGAACGGGGUAAUGGCUCAAUCUUCUAUGAACCACCAUGGACUCCAGCUUCAGCUUCAGCAGCAGCAGCAGCAGCACCACCACCACCACCACCAACAACAACAACAGCAACAAAUGCAGCAGAAUGGCAGUGCAACCACAAAACCAGAGUCCAACCAAUAAUUUAUUUUUUGUGGAAGAUAUAGAUGAGUUUCAUUGUCUCUUUGAUCAUCUUGUUUCAUUUAUAGAAAUAUUCAUUAUUGUAAGCUAGCUUAUUAUUAUUAUUAUUAUUAUUAUUAUUUGCAUUUGCAUUUGUCAAAUAUCCACCCCAACACAGUCUUUUCCAAAGUUGUGUAAAUCACACACUUUAUAAUUUUUUAUAUGCUUUGUUUUCAAUUGUUUAGAGAGUCUAGGCAAAUAUUGUUACCAAAAAGAGAAGUGUACUUGAUAAUAUAUUACUUUAUAUGAUAUUUUGGAAUGGGAAUUCCCUUUCUUUCCUUCAGUCAA